UUCUCUCUAUCUCAUGGCAUCCGAUCCAAAGAGUUCCUGGAGCGAGGAGGAGAACAAGUCGUUCGAGCUGGCGCUGGCGUUGUACGACGAGGAAACGCCUGAACGCUGGCACAAUGUGGCCCGGGCCGUCGGCCGCGGGAGGUCUGCCGAGGAAGUGAAGCGCCAUUACGAGCUGCUCGUCAAGGACAUCCACCUUAUCGACUCAACCAAGGAGCCCAUAUUCCAUUACCCACCGACGAGGAGCCAAGGUUAAGACUGGGAUGUGAGUUCUUGUUGCUUCUCCUUCUUCCUCGUUCUUGUUUUGCCUUCCUGGCUAGAGAACUAAGUCUGCUUCGUAGUUCCUGCCUUGCCAUC
Molecule: messenger RNA, 354 nt
Organism: Musa acuminata subsp. malaccensis (wild Malaysian banana)
Lineage: Eukaryota; Viridiplantae; Streptophyta; Magnoliopsida; Zingiberales; Musaceae
Product: protein RADIALIS-like 3
Molecular function (GO): DNA-binding transcription factor activity
Source: RefSeq, a predicted model, not a curated record